CGUUUGUUUUGUUCCCUUUCAAGGGGGACCAUGGGCCAGCCCCAGCAAUUUCUCCGCCUGCUGUGGUUGGUCUCUUUUGUAGGAAUAUAUACAAAGAAUAACGAUGCUGCAGUUGCUGUGGAAGAUACACAUGUCCAUAACUUAACCGACAAAUCUCUGAAGGCGAUCCCUCUUAGCAUCAGCAACUCAUCUGUUACUAGUCUUGUGAUUGAGAGAAAUCAGAUUACUUUAACCAGUGGGGAUAGACAUUGCCUGGCCAGCUAUCCCCGACUGGUGGCCCUCCACCUGGAUGGUAACCAGGUGACCCAUAUACCAGCUAGGUACUUGUCUGUUGUACCCAAACUCAGCAUGCUGUCACUAUCAAGGAAUCAAAUCAGCAGCCUCCAACCCGAGUCUUUCUAUGGACUAAACGACCUCACAGUGCUGAACCUGUCACACAACCUGCUGACGAGUCUUCCUGCAAUGUUAUUCAGCAAGCUUAAUAAUCUACAGAUGGUAGACCUACAAGACAACCCAUGGAAUUGUUCCUGCCAGCUGCUGAGCACCAUUGAAGAGACAAGAGCCACAGGUGUCACCAUUGUGGGGUCAAAUAUUAAAUGUGCUUCACCAGAGCAACAGGCUGGAAUGCAUCUUUUUGAGGCUCUCACUAAGUGCUAUCCAACAUCAUCACCUUCCUCCACUGUGGGCCCCCAAAACCCACCAUCUGGCACAACAGGGCACUCUCAACAACCAAAGGUGCCAAAAAUGAUGCUGACCACCAGCCCAAACAACAGCGACGAAAAGCCUGUGUCCGGAAACACGUGGAGAUUCACAGCGUGUGUUGCAGCCUUGGCACUGACUACAUCCAUGCUCAUCGUGUGCGCCAUCAAAGGCCCCUCCUGGUAUCGGCUCUUCGGCAAUUACAGACAUAGACGACUGCGGCAAGAAGAGAACCGACAGGGGCGCACGGCUUCAAGCAUCUAUUCAGAGACGGGGAGAUACAUGAACCAUCAGACGUUUACCUUUGAGCACCAUGGGGCUGAGGGCGAAGAGGAUGUGCACUACUUUGAGGAUCCUUACAUCAAGACCGAGGAGUAACCUAAAUAGAUAAGUGUGUCAAGGACAAGCAGUUAACUACUUGACCCUGAGGAUGAAAUCAAAGAUUUGAGGCAAAGUGGACCACACAGAAUUAUUAUAGUACCCAAAAUUGCCAAAAAAUACCACCAUUAUUUCUUUCUUUUAAUAUCAAUUUAAGAAAUGAAAGCAAAUCUAUUCACUGGGAUGUAUAUCUUCAUACCACUGGUCGAUUUGCAAGUAAAACUAUAGC
Phycodurus eques (leafy seadragon) is the source of this 1306-nucleotide messenger RNA. RefSeq names its product leucine-rich repeat-containing protein 19-like. Gene Ontology annotation, cellular component: plasma membrane. Gene Ontology annotation, molecular function: signaling receptor activity; protein binding. Gene Ontology annotation, biological process: positive regulation of non-canonical NF-kappaB signal transduction; interleukin-8 production. Bases 31 to 1077 code for a protein of 348 amino acids. The transcript is spliced from 6 exons. The record is from RefSeq and is a predicted model, not a curated record. Lineage: Eukaryota; Metazoa; Chordata; Actinopteri; Syngnathiformes; Syngnathidae.